Molecule: messenger RNA, 1306 nt
Organism: Helobdella robusta
Lineage: Eukaryota; Metazoa; Annelida; Clitellata; Rhynchobdellida; Glossiphoniidae
Exons: 1
Coding region: 45-605 (186 amino acids)
Molecular function (GO): zinc ion binding; DNA binding
Source: RefSeq, a predicted model, not a curated record
ACAAGUUUGAAGAAAAUUUCUUGUUGUGAAUUAUUCAAUUAAAAAUGGAAGGUAGGGAAGAUUUCGGUUUUUGCAAAGGUGGAUGUGGGUUUUACGGCAGCUCAGCCACAAAUGGAUUUUGCUCAUUGUGCUGGAAAAAUGAAAUCAGGAAGAAUCCUGAACUAGGUAACAGGCUGACUGCUGAUAAUCAGCCGACAUCCUCUCCUUUCACAAUUGAGAAUGCAUCAAGUAGAAAUUGGGAAAAUGAAAGUGAUGAAGAAUUGUCAUCAUUAAAUUUAAGCUUUGGAGAGUCUAGAAGAAAUUUAAACGAUAUUUUUGACGAGAAGUUAAACGACAGUAUGCCCAACUUUGAAAACACUGAAACUUCAAACGUCCCAAACAAGGAGGGAAAUGUCGCAACUUCAAAAACUAAAAGAAACAAGUGCCACGUUUGUAAGAAAAGAGUGGGUCUGACGGGUUUCGAUUGCAGAUGUGGCGGGGUGUUUUGCGGUCUGCACCGAUAUUCAGACACCCACGGAUGCACCUUCGAUUACAAGGAAGAGGCGCGUAAGGAGAUGACAAGGAAAAACCCAAAAGUCUCGUCUCAAAAAAUUGAGAAGAUUUAAUUUGAGUAGGACAUUUAUAGAAGCAAAUGUACUAUAAUGCGUAUUUUUUUCUUUAUGUACUAUAAUCGUGUUCGUUUUGAAUUCAAUUUCAUGCUUAUAAGACCGAGAAUAAAUGAUUUGUAAUGAUUUUCAACGCAUGUUUUUAAUAAAAUUUAAUUAAAUGAAUUAUCUCACAUUUUGAUGACAAUUAAUUUCUUAAUUAAAUUAUUAAAAAUUUAAAAAUAUCAUGAUGAGCAAAAUGGCGGUUCCGUGUCGACGGCCAUAGCAAUUAAUGAGGCGACAAGAGCUGAAAACCAAUUAACUUGCCGAAGAUUUAAGGAGCGCGAAAAAAUUACUUAUCCGCUCGUUUCAUUGGACAAUAAACUUCGUAAGCAUCUGCGCCUCAUCAUAAUUCGAAUUGUAAUCGUUGCUUGCACUGUGCGCUUAGACUUCUAUUCACGCACUUGCAUUUGUCUUUCUUGUUUUCAUCAAUAAAUUUGUGUUAUUUCUUUAUAAAUUUGUCAAAAAGAUAAACUGAUAUUAUAUUAGCAUCCGAUCAUUUAAAAAAAUUUCUUUACCACGAGAAUUUUUUGAUUAAGUUUAAAACUUGAAAAUAUGCAUACGUUGACAAUUAACACAAAACAGGCAAUUACGUGAAUUAUUAUUGAUGAAAUAAAUUAUUAAAUGCUUUGAAGAUUAUAUAUUCAAAAUAUGUGCUUUUC